Macrobrachium nipponense is the source of this 2555-nucleotide messenger RNA. RefSeq names its product SPRY domain-containing protein 7-like. Gene Ontology annotation, molecular function: protein binding. The record is from RefSeq and is a predicted model, not a curated record. The transcript has 5 exons. Lineage: Eukaryota; Metazoa; Arthropoda; Malacostraca; Decapoda; Palaemonidae. The coding region runs from base 114 to 707 and encodes 197 amino acids.
CGAACGGAAGACGGCCAUGUUGUUGUCGCUGAGAACAACCCCGAGUAAUGUUGACAUUAGUCCCAUUCAUUUAGAGAGAGGGUGUCUGGGGUCACGGGGACCCAUACAACAAUAUGGCAGUGUAUUUGUGUUGUUUUCGUCAGCUGUGUGGGUCGUCGCCCCAUGCCAGUGUGCCCGUGAGAACCACUCCGACGGUCAUACUCGACACGGGGUAUAUGGGUCAUGAAGUCGUUAUUGUGAAGAAUGGCAUUCGUAUCUGUGGAACAGGAGGUGCCCUUGGUAACAUUCCCAUUUUACAGAAUAAAGCCUACUUUGAAGUGAAACUUCAGCAGUCAGGUAUUUGGGGCGUUGGUAUUGCAACCAGGAAUACCAAUUUAAACAAGGUUCCGUUGGGAGAGGAUGCACAUUCGUGGGUCUUGUGCUCUGAUGGCAGCGUUCGACAUAAUGGGGAGGAGAAAUACAAAAUCCCAAAUAUUCCACAGGAAGGAGACAUAUUGGGUGUAAGCUAUGACCAUGUGGAACUUAACUUCUACAUUAAUGGAAAACCCACAAAUACUCCAGUCACAAGCUUUAAAGGAACAGUUUAUCCAGUUUUAUAUGUGGAUGAUGGCGCAAUUAUGGAUGUUAUAUUCGACAAUUUCAACCAUGGGCCUCCCUCCGGCUACGACUCCAUUAUGGUUGAGAAAUCUCUACUAGAAAACGAUUAGGUUCAUUAUGGAAUUACAACCCCCCCCCCUCCAUCAUGUCUUCGAAUUUGUUUCUAAUGAAUAUCUACUGUAUGUACUAAGUAUAACAGAAACCCAUUUUAUAAGGGAGUAGGGUAAUCUGGAAAGUUUUAUAUGUAGAGGUAUUUAUUAAUCAAUUGCCGCUCUGCAUUUCGUUUGUUUCUACAAUAACCAAGCUAACUGGAACUGUGUGCUCCAUGUUUUACAGCUUCUCAAUUGCUGUGUUAAGUGUAUUAUAUAAGCUUUAAAACUGACUGGUUGUAAUCUUGAUUUUACAAAGGUAUAAUUUCGUUUGAUUUGGUUAUGCUGUCUGGUGGGUUUUUGUGGAAUUUGGUCACAUUGCAUUAUCACAAAGAUGAUUCAUUUAUGAUAUCAGGGCAUCUUUCCAUAUCUAGAAGUGCAGUGAGUUUACACAAAUAAGUUUAUAUAUUAUGAAUAUAUAAAUGUACAUAAUAUAUAUUAGCGUACUUGUGUAGAAUAUACAUUUAUAUAUAACUUAUUAGCAAGGAGAGAGGGAGAGAUUUAACAGUAGACUCGAGUGUGUUACAUAUAACAGAAGGGAAAGUAAAGCAAUCAAAUGCAUUGCACAUGUGUUUAAGGAUUUUUUAUUGUAUUUGAUUUGGCUACUUGAGUACUAUAUAUUUAUCCAGUAAAUAAUUAACCAACUUCCAGGGAUGAACAGUAAUAUUUUCCAGUCUCUGAGCCACUACAGCAUCAUUAUUUUGUGCAUUGAUACCAGUGAAAACAAAAUGGAAAGAAUGAAUGAGUAUCAGAAGCUGCUUCUGCAUGGCUCCCAUUUCACGCAAGUUAGUUAUAUGUCACCAGUGUACAGUACAGCAUAUUGUUACUGAAGUACUUGUAUGAUUUUGAGAUAGCUACGUGUGAUAAAUUGCAGAUGAAUAAGAGGGAUUGUUUUGUAGCUUCAAACCUAUUACUUGUAGGUGGUGCCAGAUCCAGUAUGCCAAAUUUGACUGAGCUUGUGGUUUGGUGGAAAUGUGCAAUGACUUAAAACUGAAUAAAAUGUUCUAUGGAUAACAAGUAUAGCAGCCUUGAAUGUCUGGUAUGUAAAUGCUGAACCUAGUACCUUCAAACAUAUCUUUUCCUUGUUCUUAAUAUAGUUAUUCACAAGAAACCUGUUAUUUUAUGGAUUUAAAGCUACUCAUUAAACAUAAAUAUAGUGUGUGUUUCUGAGGUCAGAGCUGUUAAAAAUUGUAUUUGUACUUGGUGCAGGAACAGGUGAAUAUAAAAUCGAACUAACAACCCCAAUUACAUGUGAAUUCCAUGUCAUAUUGAUUUGCUUGAAGUUAAGUUUCAGUAUGUAUAACCUAUGCCUCAUAUGUGCAGUGUGAAUUUGUAACCAAUACAAUCAAAGAAAACCACUUUACGUAUUCUGGACUGUCACAAGGUAGUGGUCUAACAAUCUGUUGCAGGUGAUGUAUGUUAUUGAAAUAUUACAAAGUCCAUAUCUGAAACCAAAGGUAUCCAUUGUAAGUAAAGGAAGGUUUGGUAAUUUGAAUAAGUUAUAUGACAAAAGAAUGUUAAAACUUCCUAAAUUUUAAAUGUAUUAGUGUAUGAUGUGCUGGAUUUACAGUGAAUUUAUUUUUUAUUUGAUGUGUAUGAACAUAUAACCCUUUCUUCCUGAAGUCAAAUCCAAUUUUGUUCUGCCCAUGUUGGGAUAUGAAAUCACCCCUCUGUCACAAAUUGUAGUGUUCAACCUGGCUGAUUAACCCAAGAUCAGACACACAUAUAGUUGGGGAAGUUCAUAUCAUGUGAGUUUGUACCGUUUUGAUGUUAGAAUAUCUGUAUUGAUUACUAUACUUUGGCAAUAUA